AUGGCUGGUAGAAGGAACAACAAUAACGGAGAGUUGGGCGGUCAGAACAACCAGUUUCUAGAAGGACUUACUGCACUUCUACAUGAGCAGAACCGCAUUCAUGGGGAACAAAUUCAACAAAUAUUGCAGGCUAGGGAGCAAGGAAGCACCCCCAGACGUUCAACACCUAGUACGCAACCGGUCUACAAGCAGUUUCGGGAGCUUGGACCGACGGAGUUUAAAGGCACCACAGACCCAAUCGCUGCAGAGGGAUGGAUUCGGUCUCUGGAAACGAUAUUUGAUUUCAUGCAGCUCACAGAUGCGGAUAAGGUCAGGUGUGCGAUAUUCAUGCUCCGGGAUGAUGCUCGGGUAUGGUGGGAGGUGGCGCGGCUGACUGUAGAUUUGACUACUUUGACUUGGGCUGAUUUUAAGGAGAUAUUCUAUGGGAAGUAUUUCACAGUUGACAACCGGACACGACUGGCACGGGAAUUCUUGGAGCUUCGUCAGGGAGAUAUGACGGUGGCAGAGUAUGUCAGGAGGUUCGAGAAAGGACGCUAUUUCGUACUUAUGAUUACCAGCCGACCAGUCGAAGAAUUGAAGCACUUCACCGAAGGGUUGAGGCCGGCUAUUCGCCAUGACGUCAGGCUGAGUCGAGUCACCACAUUCAGAGAGGCAGUUGACCAAGCACUGAUGUCCGAAAGAGACAGAAAUGACAUGGUCAAGGAAGCUCAGAACAAGAGAUUGAGUUAUCAGGGACGGGAUCAGCAGGAGCCGGGAAAGAAGAGGUCAGUUCCGGGUCAGAAUCCAGAAGACACAAGCAGCUGA
Molecule: messenger RNA, 804 nt
Organism: Zingiber officinale
Lineage: Eukaryota; Viridiplantae; Streptophyta; Magnoliopsida; Zingiberales; Zingiberaceae
Exons: 1
Coding region: 1-804 (267 amino acids)
Source: RefSeq, a predicted model, not a curated record